AUGCAUGACUUGAUGCCUCCUCGUCUCCUCUUCACCUUGUUUCUCUUCGGCAUUUUCUCCACGAAUCAUGCGUGCAACCAAAUAGACCGCGACUCUCUCUUGUCCUUAGCCUUUAAUGGUAUGUCUUCUCCUCCCCUAAAUUGGUUUUCCAUUGAUUGUUGCCAAUGGGAAGGCAUUGCUUGUGAUCAUAAACAUCAAAUCAUCCAAAUUUGGUUACCUUCUAAAGGCCUCAGUGGGAGUAUAUCUCUUGCUCUUGGAAACCUCACAUUUCUCUCACACCUCAAUCUCUCUCACAAUUCACUUUCGGGCCCUCUCCGUAAAGGUUUGUUUUCUUCAUUGAAUAACCUCAAAGUCCUUGAUUUGAGCUACAACAAUCUAUUUGGAGAUAUAUUUGGUUGGCCUGCCUCCAUUCAAAUUGUUGACAUAUCUAGCAAUAAGUUCAGCGGAACAAUCCAAUCUUCAUUUCUUCAAAGAGCAUGGAGGUUGACUAAGCUCAACGUCAGUAACAAUAGUUUCACAGGUCCUAUUCCUUCCUAUCCAUGCAUCAAUUCUUCCUUUGUCAAGCUCCUUGAUUUCUCUCGUAAUCAUCAUGAUGGCCAAAUUCCUAGUGGAUUGGGGUCAUGUCCCAAACUAAAUGUUUUUCGAGCAGGUUCUAACUCUCUCUCAGGAAAACUUCCUGAUGAUAUAUACAAUGCGACAUGGUUAGAAGAAAUCUCCUUACCUUCCAAUAAUCUUUUAGGACCCAUUAGCAGUGACAUUGAGAAUCUUGCCAAAAUCACAAGCCUUGAGUUAUAUGAAAAUGAAUUGAACGGAAACCUCCCUACGAAUAUUGGCAAGCUUUCCAAAUUAAAGCAUAUAAUCCUUCAUACCAACUCCUUAACAGGUUCUCUACCCUCAUCUUUGGUGAAUUGCACAAAUCUCGUAAAAUUGAUUUUACGAGAAAAUUUUCUAGAAGGAGACAUCUCUACCUUUAAUUUCUCUAGUCUUCAUCAACUUACUACAAUUGACUUAGGCUUUAAUAACUUCUCCGGUAACUUGCCGAUAAGCCUUUACUCAUGCAAGUCCUUAAUCGCAAUUCGACUAGCCCAAAACCGACUAGAGGGGCAAAUCCUACCCGAGGUGCUUCAAUUGAAAUUCCUAUAUUUUCUUUCACUUGCUAGCAAUAGCCUAACCAAUAUCACCGGUGCAAUCAAGAUUUUGAAGCGUUGUAAUAGACUCAACAUUGUCCUUCUUGGAGGAAAUUUUCUACAUGAGACAAUGCCAGUUGGUUCCAAUGGAUUUAAAAACCUUCGAUAUUUGGAUCUUGGUGGCUGCCAACUAACUGGGCAAUUUCCUAUAUGGUUAUCUAAGCUCAAGAAACUAGAAUGUCUACAUCUAUAUUCAAAUCGUAUCACCGGUUCAAUUCCUAGUUGGUUGUCAACUCUUCCAAGGCUUUUUCGUUUAGACUUAUCUAAUAACCUCCUUUCAGGUGAAUUUCCAAAGGACCUUGGUGCAUUGCCAGCAUUAAUGUCACAAAAGGCUUUAGUUGACAACACUAAAUUGGAUUUACUAAUUUUUGCCACAAGAAGUACUAUCCAGUACAAUUCUCUCUCCAACAUGGGACCAGUAAUUUUUGUUGCAAACAACAGUCUUAGCGGCAACAUUCCUAUAGAGAUUGGUCAUUUGAAGCUACUUAUUGGUCUGGAUCUUAGUCAGAACAACUUCUCAGGCAACAUUCCAGACCAACUAUCUGAGCUCACAAACUUGGAAAGAUUAGACCUCUUUGCAAAUCAGUUGUCUGGUGAAAUACCCGCAUCAUUAAGUAGUCUACAUUUUUUGUCUGAGUUUAGUGUUGCAAACAACAAUCUGCAUGGACCAAUACCAUCAGGUACUCAACUCCAAAGUUUUGAUGCCUCUGCAUAUGAGGGCAAUCCUGGACUUUGCGGCCCCCCACUUCCACAUGAAUGUGCCCAUAUUGUUGGUAACGACAGAGACAUUCUUAGCGACGACGAUGAGCCUAGAAUCCCUUGGUUUCCAAUUACUAUGGUUCUUGGCUUUCUUACAGGUUUUUGGGGAAUUUGUGGUCCAUUAAUUUUUAGCCAUAAGUGGAGAGUUUCAUAUUUCCAUUUUCUUGACAACCUAAAAAAUAAAUAUUAA
Molecule: messenger RNA, 2136 nt
Organism: Corylus avellana
Lineage: Eukaryota; Viridiplantae; Streptophyta; Magnoliopsida; Fagales; Betulaceae
Source: RefSeq, a predicted model, not a curated record